AUGUCUGACGUUGAAGAACAAACUAUUGUCGAAGAAGUUGCCGUUGAACAAGUUGAAGCCGGUUCUAUCUCCAUUGAAGAUGCCUUAAAGGUUGUCUUAAGAACCUCUUUAGUUCACGAUGGUUUAGCCAGAGGUUUAAGAGAAGCUUCCAAGGCUUUAUCUAGAGGUGAAGCUCAAUUAUGUGUCUUAUGUGACUCUGUCACUGAAGAAUCAAUCAUUAAGUUGGUUGAAGCUUUAUGUAACGAACCAGAAGAACCAAUCCCAUUGAUCAAGGUCUCUGACGCCAAGUUAUUAGGUGAAUGGGCCGGUCUUUGUCAAUUAGACAGAGAAGGUAACGCCAGAAAGGUCGUUGGUGCUUCUUGUGUUGUUGUCAAGAACUGGGGUGCUGACUCUGACGAAAGAAACAUUUUGUUAGAGCACUUCUCUCAACAAUAA
Messenger RNA from Dujonia railenensis, 435 nucleotides. The record is from the annotation of a GenBank genome assembly. Lineage: Eukaryota; Fungi; Ascomycota; Pichiomycetes; Serinales; Debaryomycetaceae.